ACUGGCUUCUUGUUAGGUGCAGCUGCAGCCUCCGGUUACACCCUCUCCACCCUGUCAACGUCCCCGCUUGCAGGAUGGAGCAGACAGCUGGAGGAUUCUGAUCAUACUCCUUCUGUGCGCUCACUUCUCCAGUUUGGUCUUUAAACUCUGAAGAACGUCCACCUUGCGAAGAGAACAGGGAAACGUUUUCAACAUGUCUAUCCGGAGGUUCUGGAGCAGCCCGAAAACACUGGGAGAUGUUACCGUUGUGACAGAAGAGCUGAAGAAUCUUUACUACAAGAGGCUGCUGCCUAUUGAGAAGCACUACUCCUUUCAUCACUUUCAUUCACCAAGUUAUGAGGAUGCAGACUUUGACAACAAGCCAAUGGUUCUGGUAAUGGGUCAGUACUCGACGGGAAAGACGACUUUUAUCAGGUAUUUGUUAGAGGAAGAGUUCCCUGGCAGCAGAGUUGGGCCAGAGCCAACCACUGACUGCUUCACUGCACUCAUGUACGGAGAAGAGGAGCGAGUCACCCCUGGGAACGCAAUCACAGUGGAUCCCAAGAAACCCUUUCGCAACCUUGACCCUUUCGGAAAUUCUUUUCUGAACAGAUUCCAGUGUGUGCAGAUGCCAAAUCCAGUCCUUGAGAGUAUCAGCAUAAUCGACACGCCUGGGAUCUUGACUGCCGCUAAACGAAAACUUAGCCGAGGCUAUGACUUUCAAGCAGUACUGCGCUGGUUUGCAGAGCGUGUGGAUCGAAUCAUCCUGCUAUUCGAUGCACACAAACUGGAGUUCUCCGAUGAGCUCACCAGGGCCUUUGGAGCUUUGUAUGGCUACGAGGACAAGCUGCGUGUGGUUCUCAACAAAGCUGACAGGGUGGACUCGCAACAGCUCAUGAGAGUGUAUGGCGCCCUCAUGUGGUCGCUGGGGAAAGUGUUCCGAACCCCUGAAAUCUUACGGGUUUAUAUUGGGUCCUUCUGGUCAGAGCCGAGGCAGAGGUGCGACCACUACAAGCUAAUAGAGCUGGAGGAAGAGGAUCUACUAACGGAUAUAAGGAACCUGCCACGCAACGCCGCAGUGAGAAAGCUGAACGACCUGGUGAAGAGAGCACGUUUAGUCAGGGCUCAUGCACACAUUAUCAGCCAUCUAAAGCAGGAGAUGCCAACAAUUUUUUGCAGAGAAAGCAAGAAGCACAACCUGAUCUAUGAGCUUCCUGUUAUUUUCACCAAGAUUCAGCAACAGCAUCGAGUCCCAGCUGGUGACUUUCCUGACUGCACCAAGAUGCAGGAGAAACUUUUGGGUCAAGAUUUUUCAAAGUUCAAGACUCUGAAGCCAAGCCUGAUGAACUCCUUGAACAAACUGCUAACCACUGACAUAGCCAGUCUGGUUCCUUUAUUCCAGCAGCAGGAGCAGAGGAAGAAAUCGCUACCUGCCGUGUUGGAUGGUGAAUUUUUGGGAACAUUCCGGCGUGAUCAGUUCAAGGGAGAUCCGUUUAAGGAAAUGCUCAAAGAUGAUGAGAUCAGCGAAGCAGAUUCUGAUGAAUGGGCUGUGGAGAAAUACAAACCUAAAUAUGAUGAGAUCUUCUACAAUCUAAGUCCACAUGAUGGCAAACUCAGUGGCACCAAAGUCAAAGAGUGGAUGACGACCACUCAUUUGCCCAAUUCGGUACUUGCUCACAUCUGGAGACUGGCAGAUGUAGACAGGGAUGGAAUGCUGGACAACGAGGAAUUUGCGUUGGCAGUCCACCUGAUUGAGGGGAAGCUGGACGGACACUGGCUGCCCAGAGAACUUCCUUCCCACCUGGUUCCACCCUCCAAGCGGCUUAGUACAUCAAGCAGUGCACCAGCAUAAUCUUUUUAUCAGAAUCAAGAAGACUGAGGAGACAUCACUUGUAUAAUUUGUACAAUAUAUUUUAAGCAAACCUGAUGUUACUGAUUGCGGGGCCUAUAAAAAUGUGCAGUGUUUUAUAUAUUCAUAAACUUAUCACUGUCCAUUCGAGCACUUAUCAGAUUUUGUCCUCUCUAAUAUAAAGUGUGGUAAAUUUAUUUAAAACAUUUGUAUUAUUAUUUUAAGUUUUACAAUAUUUCGUCAUUAUAAUACCCUUUCUGUCCUUCAACUUUUCACAAACCUAGGUGGCAGAAACGACCAUAUAAUCCCAGAGAGCAGAUGCAGGCUCCAUAAAGUCGAUGGCAGGGUCCAUUAUUGGGGCACUUGCACUUUCGUCUGCAGUUCUUUCCAAAAUAGCCCCUCAGGCAACCUGUGAGUGAAAACAGUGCCAGAGAACUUGUUACAUUUAGAGAUGACUUCUAAGUGGACUUCAUGUUAUGUGUCAACUUUUCAUGUUUUAGUUUAUUUGGAAAGGAUUUUGGUUAAGUUUCAAAAAGCUGAGACAGAGUAUGUUGAUGCCUGUCUGUCCUAGUUUGUUUUUCUACUUUCCAAAACAUUCUGGUUCCAGAAAAUUCUGAAAUCUUUUUGUCCUUUUUAUAUAUGGUGCAAAGAUUUUACCAAAUGUUUACAACCUUGUCCUUUUUGAUUGCAUGACCCUUAAGUUAUAAUAUGGGCCAUGCCAUUUGCUUUUCAGUAUUAUAUCCCAGUAAAACUUAAAAAAAAAACCCACAUAAUCUCAAAGGCAGCAUUUUGUGGUUCCAAAAUUUGAGAAUACAAACCGUCCUCGCAGAACUGGCCAUUUACCCCGAGAGGGCAGAGACACUUCCCAGUCACGGGGUCACAUGAGCCUCCAUUCAGACAGUGGCACAUGCUGUUACAGGACUUCCCGUAGCUCCCCUGAUGACAAGCUGGAGACAAACAAUAUAAAGAAUCCUCUUUGUUAUUUGUAGAUGCAAAACUAAACAAUGAAUUAAAAGAAGGAGACUUCUUUGCCACGAAAACAUAAAACAAGAACUACAACACAUUUAAUGUUAGGAAGUGGUCAGCGACUGAUCCUGUGCUCAUCUGAGGUUCUUAUUCUCACAGGCGUCAUAACCAACUCUGGCACAAACAAGCAGGAUGUGUUAAAGAGCAACAUUCCUACAGUGCCUGCUUUAACUCCACCUCACACUUUCCUCACGGCUCUUUUAUGUCUCCAUAAGGAAGAUUACUUAAAACAAACUGAAGAAGCAUAAAUGUCAUGCUUUUUGAUGAUAGAAAAGCAGAGAUUCCCUGUACUGAAUUAUAAAGAAAUACGAGGUACAAGAAAUACAAGAUGAGGAGGCCAGAAAGGAAACGAGUAACAUUUAGAAUUGCAACUAGUUCAUGAAUAUGAUCAUACAGUAUUUAAUACAACAUAGUUGAGUCUGCAUCUAAACACCAGGAGCCACUUUCAAGAAGUGACAGAUAGCUUCCAAAUGUACUUAUCCCACAUGUCCUUCUGCCUCGGACCAAAGACAGCUAUUAGUUACUGCCCUGAAUCAGAACAAAGGAAUCUCUUUCCUUACCAGUAAUGGACAUCCUUGACCUCAGGCUGUAGUCUUGCUGUGGCUCCUGGCCACACUCCAGCAUCAGAUAGAUUUAUUCACUGGUCCCUUUGUGUUAUGGAGCACAUAAAUAACCCCAGACUCCCACUCUAAAGAAACAACAGGGGUUGAUCCAUGGCUCUGGAUCGAUGAAUGCUGUGAGCUAUCUUGUCUCUUACUAACAAACAAAAAUAAUGCUUCAGGUUGUUGCACAGACCUGGAUGAUGAAAUAUUGCUUGUAAAACCAGGCUGAGUGUAUGUGCUUUAGUCUUGCCAGUAUAGUUGAUUAGGGUUGUAAAAAUAUUUGCAUGCUCGGUAAAAUAUUUUCUCAAGAAAAUUCUGUGUAUAUUCAGUUUAAGCAUAGUUAAAAAUGUUUAUUGUUUUGCAAUAUUUUUUUAUUUAUCCAGCAUGGUUUGAGUGUAAAAUGUUACAAGUGCUAUUACUAUGUUUAAAGCUCUAAUUUAAAUUCAUUUAAUUAGAUAUAAUGAAUUUGUUUUGUAAACUAUACUAUGAAAACUGGUGGUUAAGAAGGGCAUUUCAGGUCAAACUAUGUUGCAAACCUGGUUUUCUUGCUAUCAGUCACAUAACAAACGCAUAACAUUAUUUGUACUGUUGGCAGAUUUAGAGUUAAAUUAUUUAAUUUAUCCAAAUGUUUCUCCUGAUUGGAAGUAAUGUCAAGGUUUGGAGUGACCCACACUCCAAACAUGAACCUCAUAUUAGACAUUUCAAGCACAUCAAUAAAGAUAAAUUGUCAAAAUGCCAAUGGAAACAUUCAAAAAGCUCCUCAGCACUUAUAAGAAGGGUUUUAUUGUUGUACAAUUGCAUAAAUCAUUUCCAACUUGUCAUUUCUUAUUAAAAUAUUGAUACCAUAAA
Molecule: messenger RNA, 4305 nt
Organism: Xiphophorus hellerii (green swordtail)
Lineage: Eukaryota; Metazoa; Chordata; Actinopteri; Cyprinodontiformes; Poeciliidae
Product: EH domain-containing protein 2-like
Exons: 6
Coding region: 194-1831 (545 amino acids)
Biological process (GO): endocytosis; endosomal transport
Cellular component (GO): plasma membrane; cytoplasm
Molecular function (GO): protein binding; calcium ion binding; GTP binding
Source: RefSeq, a predicted model, not a curated record